AUGGCGCUGGUAUCUAGGUAUGUGUUGGCUGGCCCCAUCAAAGAUAAUGCCAGCCCCGCAGGCCGCCGCGCCCGCUGCGUCAAAUUGACCGUGCCACGGUUCUAUAGCGUUUAUGCUCUGAUUCGUGCGUGCGUACUCACGGAGACACAGCGUCAAAUGAAAGUGCAGUGCAGUGCAGCGGGGGUGAAUGCACUCGAUGCACUUGUACCGCACCACCUCGCCUUGCUAAGCGCCUGGUGUAGUGGCCGCGCGACUCAGCCCACCACACCGGCCAGUUGGCAACCAAACAGACUAACAGACACGGCCGUGGCAUACAUACCAACACUGACCACCAGCGCGUUCCACGCUCCUCCUACGCACAAUAUACUCAAUAAAGUUAUGCAAUAA
Arctia plantaginis is the source of this 387-nucleotide messenger RNA. Lineage: Eukaryota; Metazoa; Arthropoda; Insecta; Lepidoptera; Erebidae. The record is from the annotation of a GenBank genome assembly.